AUGCGGCUGAUGAACAAUAUGGUGGAGACUUUGGUGGAUACACUAUAUCCUGGCAUUGUGAAUGGACAAAAACCAGAUCAAUACUUCCUUGAAAGAACCAUUCUUUCUGCCAAAAACGAUGCAGUUGACAGUAUCAAUGGCAACAUUUUGGAGAAGUUUCCAGGAGAGAAGGUGGUGUUAACAGGAGCGGACACAGUUAAAGGC
Molecule: messenger RNA, 204 nt
Organism: Postia placenta MAD-698-R-SB12
Lineage: Eukaryota; Fungi; Basidiomycota; Agaricomycetes; Polyporales; Adustoporiaceae
Exons: 1
Source: RefSeq, a predicted model, not a curated record